AUGGCAUCACCGGAGUAUCCUAAAACAGCAGCCAACAAGCUGGGCCGGUUGGCGAAUCGAGGUCAAUACGACUUCGCAACCAUCCACACCCUGCUCAACACCUGCCCUGUUCUCCACGUCUCCUUCAAUGACCCAGAGCAUCCCUUCCCCGUAGUCCUGCCCAUGCUCGGCUGCACAGGCUCCUUCUCCGCCCCCUCCGCAGACCCCAGCACAUCACCGCAAGACCUCUACAUCCACGGCUACGUAUCCGGACGGCUCUUCCAAAAGGGCAAAGAAGCCAGCCUUGAGCACAAUGACGCAGGCCUCCCCGUCACAGUGGCAGCGACGUUCCUCGACGGCCUCGUCCUGGCCCUAGCCCCCUUCCACAACUCGUGCAAUUACCGCAGCGCCGUCGCGUACGGCUACGCCGGUCUCGUGACAGACGAAGCCGAGGCGCUCUACGCUAUGCAGCUGAUCACGGAUAACCUGCUGCCCUCGCGCUGGGCCAAGAGUAGGAGUCCGCCCACCAAGGUGGAACUCAGCAGCACGUCGAUUCUCAAGGUGCGGAUUGUGUCGGCGAGCGCCAAGAUCAGGGAGGGCGGGCCGUCUGAGGAUCGCGCGGAUCUGAAGGAUGCUGGGCUGGUGGGGCGGACGUGGACGGGCGUUGUGCCGCACUGGGGCACGUGGGGCGAGCCGGUCGAGGGGAGGCAGAAUGGGUGUCGGGAGGUGGAAGCGUAUAUUGAGGAGUGGCGGGUGAAGGAGACUAGUAGAGCGAGGAACCACGCUUUUGCAGCGAUUGAGAAGGGAAGUUGA
Messenger RNA from Ascochyta rabiei, 792 nucleotides. RefSeq lists its product as uncharacterized. The record is from RefSeq and is a predicted model, not a curated record. The coding region runs from base 1 to 792 and encodes 263 amino acids. NCBI's taxonomy places the organism in Eukaryota, Fungi, Ascomycota, Dothideomycetes, Pleosporales, Didymellaceae. The transcript has 2 exons.